ACGAUGUUUGGACAGUCGGCGAGUGUGUUGGGCAUCAUCAUGAAUGGGAUGGAGAGGGUAUUCCGUGUUGUGAUCGGCCCAUUGAACCCAUGGCUGACGGGAUAUCAGAUUGAUUGUAUUAUUAUUAUUAUUAUUAUUGCCAGACUGGAGAAGACAGUUAGUAGGUGAGCAGUGGACUCGUAUGCCAUUUCGGUUAGUCCUGAGGUUAGAAAAACAGCCAACCUGCUCCAAAUCGGCCAGGCUUAAUAUGGACUCUAGGACGCAUUUAAGAGAAUUGGAGAUUAGUGAGCAGCACAUCCAGUCACAGAGAAGAGGGACCAGCAAUGAUUUAUGUAUUACUAUUAGCAUCCACUUUUCACCUCUUAUCGACUGCUUCCCGGGGUCGGGGUUGAUUGGAUCUACGGCCGGAUGCCCCAGGCCAAUCAUCGGCCAACAAAUUGGCAGCAGUGGGGUUCUUCCCCAGGUAAAGCUUCUGGAAACCGAGAAUCGACGAAAACUAAAGUGGGAAAAGAUGGUGGUUGACCGUCGAGUCAGAGAGGAGAAAUCACACAUAGCCGUUCUUUUUGACUUUUUUUUUUGUUUGCCAAUAAGCCGCGAUAAGCUGAGGAUGACCUUAGGAAUGAGCUGGAGGUCUGGGCGGUUCGGGCCCGAUUUCGGGGGAGAUAAUAGUCAGUGCUGUAUAGUAAUAAUAAAGGGUCUUCAAGUACUGUCUGCGGGAGAACGCAGGAGAAGGGAGGAGCGCCCAGGCUGGCCGUUGCCGGAAGAUGGCGGAAUCCAGAGUCGAGCUCCGUGCCAGUAUUCUUUGGCGACUGAAUACGGUACGGUAACGGCACUGGAGAUGAACUGCAGUGCAGCUGAUCGCCGACAGCUGCACUAGGCGUGGGGUACACAUGUUUCCCUAGGUAGGGUCUCUGGCCAGUGCAUGUUUUAGCGGCUUGGGAGUCUUCGGUUGCAGUAACCACAGGCCGCGUAUGCAAUUAAGGACGCCGACUAGCUAUAUGGAAGAGU
Molecule: messenger RNA, 1008 nt
Organism: Aspergillus wentii DTO 134E9
Lineage: Eukaryota; Fungi; Ascomycota; Eurotiomycetes; Eurotiales; Aspergillaceae
Exons: 1
Coding region: 182-877 (231 amino acids)
Source: RefSeq, a predicted model, not a curated record